Messenger RNA from Rhipicephalus sanguineus (brown dog tick), 10963 nucleotides. RefSeq names its product voltage-dependent L-type calcium channel subunit beta-1 (gene Ca-beta). NCBI's taxonomy places the organism in Eukaryota, Metazoa, Arthropoda, Arachnida, Ixodida, Ixodidae. The coding region runs from base 560 to 2599 and encodes 679 amino acids. Gene Ontology annotation, molecular function: protein binding; high voltage-gated calcium channel activity. The transcript is spliced from 14 exons. The record is from RefSeq and is a predicted model, not a curated record. Gene Ontology annotation, cellular component: voltage-gated calcium channel complex. Gene Ontology annotation, biological process: calcium ion transmembrane transport; regulation of voltage-gated calcium channel activity; chemical synaptic transmission.
CCGGUUCCUGCGGCGCUACGCAUUUCCUGCUAUAGUACGGAUGUCGCGCAGAUUUUGUUCUUCACGGCUUCACUGGCUGAAACCUGAUUCUAGUGGACACUGUGAAUACCGGAAAAGCGCGAAGUUUGUGCCACUUUUGGAUUGUGCAAGUGAUGCUGGAUUGACAUAAUGGCAGCGUGUUGUUGAGCGACCUCUUGCCGCUGCGCACGACACGCACCGGGCCUUCAGUGAGAUCGUCACAGCUCGCGCCUUUCGGUUGACGACGGUGGGGACAAACUGCGACGCCCUCACCCACGCGUUUGUGUGACGUGCACUUGCGUUUUCGUGGUGGUGAUCUAAGUGCUCUUUCAUCGCGGUGAGCCGUGCUUUUGAGUGGUUUCUGGCGUCCUGGGUAAAGCGCUGUGUGCAUGACAGAGUGUGUUGGAGCGUGUCGCUUCUUUUUCUGUGCUUCGUCGUCGUUUGGAUAUUGCCGGAGGAGAGCCUUAUUGUCGGAAGCAUCGUGCGCCUCUUUUCACCGAGCGGAUAGCGACGCCGUUUGUCGACGCACGCCGUUGCUACCAUGGCGUCGUUGAGAAGCCGCAGGGAUCAUGGAUACCGAAUGCCGCUCUACAGGAGAAGGGGAUCUGCCGACUCCAACUACAGCCAGCCAUCGUCCGACCUCUCGCUCGACGAAACUCGCGAAAAGCAACGUGCUGACAGAGAGAACAAGGCAUUGGCACAGCUGCGGGCGGCAAGGGAGAAAGUGGUAGCAUUUACGGUGAGAACUAACAUGGCAUAUGAUGGAAGUUUGGACGAUGAUUCACCUGUCCAUGGCUAUGCUAUCUCGUUUGGAGUCAGAGACUACCUUCAGAUCCUGGAGAAAUUCAACAAUGACUGGUGGGUGGGCCGUCUCAUGAAAGAGGGCUGUGACAUGGGCUUCAUUCCUAGUCCAGCCAAACUGGAAAACCUAAUUUUACAGCAAACACAAACCCGUAGCAGUAAAUUACAUUCAAGGGGUUCGACGCCACCUACUCCUGAUCAGAACGGUUUGGAGAGCAAUGUAGAGGAGAGCGACAGUCCCGGCAACACGAAGCUUGGACGGGGAGUGAUCACCACCCUCCCUGCCAAGGAAAAACGGAAACCAUUCUUUAAAAAGACGGAAAGCUUAAGUCCGUACGACGUAGUGCCUUCAGUGAGACCAGUGGUCCUGGUGGGGCCCUCUCUCAAGGGUUACGAGGUGACAGACAUGAUGCAGAAGGCUUUGUUCGAUUUUCUCAAGCACCGCUUCGAAGGCAGAAUCAUAAUAACCCGAGUGACUGCUGACAUAUCAUUGGCAAAGCGCUCUGCCGUCAACAACGCCGGCAAACGUGCGCUUAUGGAACGCUCAAACAGCCGAACAAGCUGCCUAGCGGAGGUGCAGCAAGAAAUUGAACGAAUAUUCGAGCUGGCACGGACGCUGCAACUGGUUGUCCUUGAUUGUGAUACCAUUAACCACCCCUCACAGUUGGCCAAAACGUCACUAGCACCUAUCAUCGUGUAUGUAAAAAUAUCUUCACCGAAGGUCCUUCAACGCCUUAUCAAAUCUAGAGGCAAAUCACAGAGCCGGAAUCUCAACGUACAGAUGGUGGCUGCGGAAAAAUUGGCACAGUGUCCACCUGAGAUGUUUGAUGUGAUUCUGGAUGAGAACCAGCUGGAGGAGGCGUGUGAACACCUGGCCGAGUUUCUGGAAACUUACUGGCGGGCUGCCCAUGACAACCUGCCUGAGAACUAUGCCCAGCUCAUCCUUAACACCCCCUGUGCGGGCAUGCUGCCAGAUCUCAACCAGGAGUCCCUCGCUAGCCACCGCACCACUCACCCCAAGAGCAUCGAGGCUGAGAGGGCACCCAAGGAGCAGGGCCGGGAGACAGACGAGGAGCUAGAGUCCCUGUCUCACCAUCGUGGCCACCACUACCAACAGCAGCAGCAACAGCAGCAGCAGCAGCAAUCAGUGGCACACCAUGAGGCCAUGCCCCACAGCAGUUCCUCACAAGGGGUGGCAUCCAGUCGGCACUCAGCAGGCACAGCAGCCACACACAGCACAACAGCACAGCUACACUCGCGACCACGGUCACAUCACCACACCUCCUACUCCGAGAGGCGGCUACCCCGACAGCCGGGCGAGAGAAUUUUGAGACCUAAGCCGAAACAAGUACACUUCCAGGUUUCUUCUCCGGAAGGAGACCUGUUUUCGGCAAGCUGUCGGGGGGAUGAUAUGUACCCGGUGCACGAUGACGAUGAUGAUCCCGACUACUAUGGUGACACGCGUGUGCACCCACCGCCACCCGUCAUGGCCACCUCGUAUCGCGGGGCCGGGAGCAGCAAUUUCGAUGACUGGGAUGAUGCUCCGGACCCGUAUCUUGAGGACAAGUUUGGUGACAUAUCGCCACCGCCUUCGCACCUCCGACACCACCACCACCCACACUCUGUGGCACCACAGCGACGGCACCACCUUCACGGCCGCCGUCCCUCCGAGUACGACCGUGACGAGUGCGACGACGACCGCAACUAUAGGGGUGGGGGCAGCGGGAGUGGUGAGACAGGUCUCCACAGAGGACAGAAGUACCCCGUCAAUGUGCUCUAGCAGAGACUUUGCCCUCCUUGGUCUUGGCUUUUUAGCGGCAUCACGUUGUCACCAUAGACGGGUGGUGAUUAUGAUGCUCCACGACGUGCCAUGGCUUGGCAGCCACCGGCAGGGCUAGCGCAAUGUCGGUGCUUUCUCGCUCGCUGUGUAUCCUCUCCAAAGCACAGUUGCCACUUUGUGCAGCCAACUGUCGUAUUCUGACAAAGCCAGCCCUCCCAAACAGCGCGGGCAGGUCACAGGCUUGGCUGCCAUUGCCACGGUGGCUCUUCCUCGGGCAGCAGCGUUAUGCACCUGUGCAGCCCAUGCGAGGCACCCCUCAAGAUCCUGCCUUUUUCAACAGCAAGCGGUUGACGUCUUUCUUCAGCGAAAAAGGAAACCGCGUGGUUGUGCCACAGGACCGGAGAACGGUCCUUCUCCCCACCCCCUGUCUCCCCCAAUGUGCGACACUCCUGCAUUUGUAACCAAGAGAUGAAAGGAGAGAACACAUCUCUCCACUGCAACUCUCUCAGCAAGCUCGCCUUACGCGUCCACAACCACCAUUCUGCUGCUCAAUGCAAAAUGCUUUUUUUUCAAGCGUCUUGCUGCGACUGUCCACUGCAAGGAUUGUCACGUACACUUUCAGGAUACUUCCUUGCAAGUGCUUUUCAACUCCUCCUGCGAUUUUUCACUGGCCAAGAUGGCACUCCUUUCUCGCCUGAGAGUGGACAUUACUCACUGUGCAGAAUGUAGGCGUUCAGCGUAGCUCUACUGUUUGCACCUUUCUAGUUCCUUAAUUUCUGGCAUUCUUUGCUGUGAGUCAGCAAAUGGUUUGGGUCAAAGGCCAUCACAUCUUACUCUGUGCCAGGUAGAAGUUGUGUUGUUUAGGCGUGUGCCGACUACAGUUCUUGGAGGCUUAGAAUUUCCUGUGGAAACUCGAACUCAAUGACUUGAGACCUUACGUGCACCAGGGGAUUCCUAGAUAUUCAGGGAGAUUUAAUUUUCUUUCUGUUGCAAUCUUCAUACAUCAAUUUCGUUCCUUUUGUCAAGGGACAUUCUUUUUUAGUGACAGCUUUUCUUAGAUUUCUUAUGGAAGGUUUUAGAAAAAGUUGCUAGGACGUUAUAGCAUUGUUUUUAAUUUUCAUUCACAUAUUGUCUCUACUUCAGUUUAUGACUGUUUCUAUUUGAGUCAUUUCAUGUCACCAGCACCUGUCUGGCAAAUGUUGUGCAACUUUCAUACAAUACAUAAUCUGCUGUUUUAAAUCCAUCGUUUACUCUCAUAUUUAACCGGCUUUAAUAAGGUUUAAUUAGCAUUCAUGUCUCAAGACAAAUGUUCUUGAUUUAUUCAAAAAGGAAACUGGUUAAUUUAAAGUUCUGUAAUGUAUUAGAGUUUGUCAAUGCCGCUAGGUGGUAGAAUGUCGCACGUGUGCCAAUUUCAGACACUUACGUUGUCGUAAUUUUUCAAAUGUUGCUGCUGUUUUAUUAAGAGCCCUAUUCUUCUGUUUAUCAGCCAUUUACACUGAAAAGCAUAUUGAUUUAGUUUGCUUUCAUAAAAUUGGAAGUUGCUAAAUAUAUUGCAACAUUGAGCCCAAGCUCAAGAUUCUUUUAUCAGUCUUUCAAUUAAAGUCAUAAUAAAUAAAAGCAGCGUGACACUUAAAACAUUUUUCAUCACUGCGCUAUACCUGUAACUUAUAAAACUAUCUACAACAUGCGUAGUUGCCCCUUGAGAUGGGAGCACAUUUUGGCAACCAUCUUUUGAUGUGCACAAAACAAUGCAGGUUUGCAUUUUCAAAUCGAGCUAAAUUGAGUUACUAUAAGAAGUCUUGUUUUAGUAGCUAUGCAGAGAUGAAGUUUAUAAAAUUAGCUUCAUAACUAGAACCUUUCACUUUGCUUUUAGGUCGUUUAGGCCCUAUCGUGUAAUGCACAUCUGUAGUGAAAGAGGUGGUUUUUGACGAGUCAUAAAAAGCAUACCAGAGGCAUGUGGAGUGCAUAAAAGAAACUGACUUUAGAAGCACAUUUCACAUUUUCUAAGCUUCUCACUAUUUCCUUUUAUCCCAAAUCACUUUAAAGACCUCAUGACUGACUUUGCAUCAAGCCAAGACUUUUGUGGAAUGGUUAGCGUUUUUUCAGUUGCCAUUGGCCUCUGUGUUUCUAAAUAGUUUUUUUUUUUAUAUCUGCAAGCAUACACUUUAGAAACUGGUAGACUCUGUUUGGCAUUACUGUUAGAGAUACCUUAGUGCAAGAUUCCAGACAAACACAGAGCACGAAAAGGCAAGCACUAGCAAUGCCCAUGACUGUUCCUCUUGCAGCAAAAUUUAUUUGGUCAGCUGAGUUUGUUUUGUAGAUUUAGCUUGGGUUUGGCAUGUGCACAGAGUUCGUAUGGAUUCUAUGCAUGAUGUCUUGCACACAUAGUAAACAGGAGCAGCUGUUUUUUUAUGACUCUCUUCAGUGUUUUAUUGUGUUUUAUUUGAUGAAAAUUUGUGAGUGGUGUAUAUGCACCUGUUCGAUAUGUUUGUCUGUACAGUGAAUUUCUGUUGGAUAGGAAGAAUUUGUUCUAACUCCCUGAAGUUUUAAGUGGUAUGAUGUAUAUAACAUUUGUAAGUGUUUUCUCUUUUUGUUUUGUUUUGUUUUUAAACUUGAACUUAGCCGAGUGGAAAGUUGAAUGAGCCAUUGUGAUAUAAAUGAAGAUCGACUCUGUACUUGCAGUAGCUUAUAAUAUGCAUUUUGCUUUUUGUACUGGUAGGCUUCUGCGCUCUUCUUUUUUUUCUUUCAUUUUUACAGCAAUUACCUAACCUUUUCUGUUAUGUUAUACUGGAGAAUUAUAUGAUAGCAAUUCGCUUACGUUUAAGCUGGAUGAUGUCAUUUAGUGGAAUUAAGGCUAGAUAGCUUUGGUCUUAUUGUUUGUGACACCAUGAUAUCUGAUGCUGAAGAAUAGACCAUGGAAGAACAUAUUUGAAACUCUUUUCUCCUUAAGCACUCGCUCCAGUUCUGAGUGCAGUUCUGAUGCAGUUCUGAGUGCGCGUAGGUUACAAACUUUGCUGUUACCAACGAUAGUGUUUGCACACAGGUAUACCUUCAGAUGUGCCACACGCAUGCCAGAGAUGCACAUAGGCAGAAGCGCGUUAAUGAGGUUGCUGCACCAUACUAUAUAUAUAAAUAUGUACAUUACCAACUGUAGCUGGAGGGACAUGAACAGGAUUGCCAUGUGGCAACUCUUUUGUCUGUUGAAGCUGCCUUACAACUGCGACUCUGUGACAGUGACUGCUCAUGUUAGGUGGGUGCAAGGAGAGCCAAAGCAAGAACAGUGUGAUGUCUUUUUGAUAAAGCUCUGCGAUCCUUGCCUCUACAUUCGAAUGUCAAAACCUGUUAUAGCCGGUCGCAGGACAUUCACAGUUACUGCGCCUGUACUUGACAAGGUUUUAGCUCCGCCCACUAAGCCUUCAUUUCUGGCUUUCAAGCAUACGCAACCCAUUUGGGAUACUGUAGAGAAUCCUAGCGGCACCAUGUCGAGGAGCCAGCCAGAGGCGUUCAAUUGCUAGGAGGAGGCUCCUGUGAAGCACAUGUGGUGCCAGUUUACAUAAAUAGUGUUCCAUAAAAAACUUUGGUAGCAUCCUCUAUGGUGUCCUGGUUUUAUUCAAGGAAAAUGGCAUGCACUUGAGACCAAGGUACAACUCUUGGAUACUAACUGCAUUUUGCAGUGUGGAGACGCAGCUGUUGUACAUCCUACAGUGCCACAUCUGUGCAUGAUAAACCCACUUGCAAAUGAAUUCUUCUUCUGGGCGUAAAUUUACCUCAUUGAGGAAAAGUUUGAGAUUUGAUUCCUAUGCGUGGAAUGCGAGAGGGCGACACCAGCUGGAGAGGAUGAGCUGCAGUUCAGUGUUUGUCUUACUGCUGGCUUACUUUCAUCUCUCAAUACAACUGUGGCUACAGGUCUAACCUUGCUGCACCAAAGGGCACAUUAAUCAAAUAGCACGCUUGCUUUCAUGUUUUAUGAAGCAUCUAGCUUGGAGACGUGUGCUUCAUCACAUGGCUUCUUUAUAGAAAUAAAAGGGCUUUUGUAUAAACAGAACAUUCUGCUACUUUCAUGGCAAACAUGUUUUGUUUUUCUUCUGCGUAGGUACUGAUCUUGUUGUUUUUUGAUGUCUGUGCAUUAAGAUUUUUCUUGGCCUUCAGACAUUGCUUUAACAAGGGUGAUGUUCAUGACAUAACCGCUUCCACUUAAUAUUGAGGUCAUUGCACAUUCGUAUCUUGUAAGCCACACAUGCAACAUUACAAUCACUUCACGAUAAUGUAAAAAUCCAUGCAGCUCAUUCUGCAUUCUCUAUGGCCAUCUUAUUUCAGACAUAUUUCUGUAAUUUUAUUAGACACAAUCAUGAUUUUAUUAGCUUAACUAGUUAACUUUUGUCUAUGGAAAACGUAGUAUUUUAACUAAAGCAGCAAGGACUGUGCGAAAUAGAUUUUUUUAUUUUCAUUAUUCAGGAGCGCAAUAAGAUUAACUGUUGUGCACUGGAAUGUUCUUGGUCGCUGAACAGCCAUAAUGACUUGAAUUGUGGGUGCAGCAACAGUUCAAGUUUUUGAAUUGAUAGGGUAUAAGGAAUUUGGGGCUGAUAAUUGCCAACUCAGCUUCCGCAGAAGCUUUAGCUUCUGGUGUUUCUAUAUAAAUGUAGGCAAACACAGAAAUUGUUUUUUCACAACAACCACUGGAUCACAUUUAGUGAAUUAAGUUUUGUUCCAUUCAAAACAAAAAGUUAAAUUCUGGUGACUAUACAAAAAUUUAUUUUAUGUAGGGCAAAAUUUAAAAAAAUAUAGUUGUAGUAAAUUGCAGAUUUUCAGUCACAAAACUAUAAAGUUUACAACACUGUAACCUAAAAAUGACAAACAAUAAAUUCUGUAACCUGCACAGUAUAAUACACCUGAAGCGGAUAAACUUACAUGUGCACAUGAAAUACCAUUAUUUACGAAUUGUACCAUUAUACCAUGAAAUUAUACCAUGAAAUAAUAUUACUUCAUGUAUAUGCCAUGACGGUGUAUAUAGGUAUAUGGUGUAUAUGAUUUUGUAUAGGACUUUUGCAAAACCCUCGAGACAUUCUAACGAUUUUGCAUUAGCUGUGAAUUCAUAUAUCAAAUUUGUCCUGUUUAAAUGCUCUAACAGGUGCUCUAACAUCUGUAAGCUUUGUGCUUAUAUUUUCUACAAACUAACAAAUUUCUGGAGAUGUCAUUAAAAAUUUAAAGCCACAAUUUUAAAUGUUGCCUGCUAGUCACUGCAAUUUAACUUUUAUCGCUUAAACACAACAAAUUGCUUUAAGGUCAGCACAGGGGUUGUCUCGAAAAAGCGUUCUCUGCAUUUUACGUGGAUUUCAACGGGCAGAAUUGGAGUUGGUUUCGAGUUAAAGUUUCCCCUUUAUUGCGAAUCGCUUAAAUAUUUUAGAUGUUUAUCCACUACAUGAAACCUUUUUGCUAUAUUUGCCAAAAGCUCUUGUGUUGAUGGAAGUGUUUUUUUUGUCUUAGACAUAAAAUAAAGCAAUUUUUUUUAUUGACAUAAAACAGUCCUUGCUGCUUUGAUUUUUGGUUAAACCAGACAUGCUUUCAGUAACGUAGACACAGUUAAGUUGCAUGUGCAGUUGUACAAGUUCAUGUCAGGUGACAGGCAGGAAUAGCCAUUGUCUUCACUUGCAUUGCAGAAAUGACUUGUCACAUUUGUAAACACUGUGUGUAAAGCAUUUCAGCAGUUUAUCUUCUGUUGUUGCUUUUGUUUAGCAGACACACAAUGUUUGGUGACUUGCAGACUAGCUGAAUUUAGUAGAACCUUGUUAUAGAAGUCUUGCAGACAGUAAAAUCCUACUUAAUAUAAACACAGGCAUUAGCCUUGUCAGUCUUUUAGACCUUUCUAAAAAAAACUGUCUGAAAACCUGGAAAAGGUGUUCAAACGAAAGCGAGCUACUUCAGACCCACUGUAGCGCAAAAGAAACACAAAGAAACACACCCUCACACCAAAAUACUUGUGGCUUUAAGCUGCACAUAAUUUGAAGUUAGUAUUUUCUUUUUAGCCUAGCAAACUUUUAGCAACACUGCAUGACAUAUUGAUGUCUUUUGAUGCGCUAGUGAACAUUUUCUUUUUUCAAUUUUAAAGCAGCCUUGGGUGAAGUAAUGCUUGGCAAGCCAUUCAUUUCUUUAUUAUGGGUGUGCUACAGCAUGGUUCUACUGUGCAAAAUCACCAUUGCAGAGCUUAAUAUUUUUUUUUUGAUAAAGAAUGCAAAAACUAUGCCUGCCUAAACUAAAGUUUUUCUGUUGUGUAAAUGUAUACAGAUAUACUUGGAGCAUGCAAUUGUAAAAUAAAACAAAAAAGAAGGGCUUGAGGAUGAAGGAAAAGAGAGCUGUGAGAAGUGAAACAAAGUCGCUCAUGGUGUCAGGAGCAUAACUAAAAUUUGCUCAGGACAUCACAGCCUUUCCAAGGAUGCAGAGAUGUGACACAAAUGUAACAUCGACCUAACCUUUGUAGCAAUGCAUACGCGACUGUAACGGCCUUUAGCACUGAUAGUCCUUUCAUUGUCUCUAACUGGCGUUUACACGUGGCAUUUCUUUCGCAUUUUCCUAGCACACAUCAUGUGUAGACAGGGAUGUUGCGUCAUCGAGUCCUUCUUUCGUUAUAUUUUUUAGCUUCGCUGGCGAUGAUGACGCUGCUCUGAGAAGCAAGUGCAGGCCUCUUGCUUUUCCAUGUAGUUUUCCCUCUUGCCCAGGCACGCUAGCAAAAGUGAGCACUGACCAUAAUUGGUCUCUGGUAUGCACUCAUGCUGAGCUAGCUGCUAGAACUGUACCUGCUGACCUCAGUGACUUUCUUCUUCUCCUGGGGACUUUCUCUGUAUACACGCGGUGGCCCUUUGUGGCACUGGGACCCUGACCGUUCAUCGAACAACCAGCCUCAAAUGUUCUUGUCCCCUGCGCUUCAUGUCCAGUCAUGACUCACCCACAGUGUGCAUAUGUGUGUGUCAGGCUCUUUAACUGCUUUUGUUUAUUUUCUUUUGUGGGACAUGGUAGUUCUCGCCUGUUCGCUUGUGCUCGUUAAAUUCCCUUGGCCACAGUGUGUGCAGUGCAUGGAAUUGGUGAGAGUGCCUGUGUGUGUUGUGUGCAUCGCUAGCACUUAGGUGAAUGUUCACAGAAGGAGUGCUGUGUGGCUCACAGUAUGAGUGGCAUGGUUGGCAUGUUGAUGCUUUGCUUCCCAUUCCACUUAUUUGGUGAGCAGCGUUGCGUUUGCAUGUGUGUACUUUACAGUGACCACGUUCAUGCGCGAGACAAUAGCAACACCGAUCAAACAUGUUGCAAUGCUGCCUGCGCAGGGCUGGCCGUGAGAAAAGCGGAUUAGGUGGUAGAAGAGCUCAGUUCUUUUGAUUGGAAAGAAAAAUGCUACAUUUACAGUGUUCAGCGAUGCCACCGUCCUUUUGCUGAUCGGGGCAGUGCUGUUAUGAUAUCGGGUAUAGUCACAUUGGGUGGCUACAGCGAAUACAUGUGCCCCUGAACGACAGUUUCCCACUGUGACCGAGAAUGAAAGUGAGUGCAGAUAUGCUACCAACUAGAACUGCUAUUGUAAGAACGAACGGGAAAUAAAUACCGCUCUGCACUUUUGCUCUCAGGAGUGCUAGUGGCCUCUUUCCCAUCCUGUCAAUUUUGUAAAACAAGAAAAAAAUGAUGGUUGUGAUGCAGGUUACAUCGCAUGUAGUUUAAUUAGUCACACUCCUUUCUGAGUACGGCAUUUAUGUAUGCUCUGUAGAGUUCCCAUCUUCCAUGAAUAGCAGCAGCAUUUUGCUCACAAUUCUUUUAGCUUUUAUUGUUAUCCAUUCUUAACUGAGUUGUGGCGCAAGGUCUGUGCUGCCUGUGUGGCACAGGUGUGGGUGAUAUGUACAUAUGUGUACGUAAGAACGUGUUGGUUUCUCUCAAGCUCUCUCUAUCUCUCUCUCUCAUUCUUUCUCUAGCUCUGGCAUUCUUCCUCUGCAGAUUUCUUUCCCCAGCAGUGUUUGAACUACUAAGAGACUCCCUUUCCCACCCUCUUGUAAAAUGUGCAACGUUUGAAGUUUUCUACUCAUCCUCUCUUUCGAUGAGACAAAAGGGCUGGUAUAUAUACAUAUAUAUACAUACAGGCAAGUGCUGAUGCUAAUCGAAAUCUGUGUGAAUGAAGAGCGUAUGCUCCUUGCUUGCACGCCAGUUCUGAGCGUGCUUUGUCGGGAAUUGUGCUUUGCUCUUUUUUUUUCUUGAACAAAGCGUUUUCAUAAUGAAGGCUCCUGCAAGGAAACUGCGUAUAUGUAUAUAAUACAUAUACAUGUAUGCACGCAGUGUAAUGUAUAAAUAUGAAACAAAACCUUUACGGCAGUUUGUAAAUAAAGACAUUGCCAAACA